Adineta steineri is the source of this 609-nucleotide messenger RNA. Lineage: Eukaryota; Metazoa; Rotifera; Eurotatoria; Adinetida; Adinetidae. The record is from the annotation of a GenBank genome assembly.
AUGCCUACCUGCAUUAAAUGUCAAGUCUUGACAAGCACAAGCAAACAUUGUCCCCAUUGUCGAAUUUGCUAUUGUUCAAAAGCAUGCCGUUCGGCGGAUUGGUCUCGUCACAAGGUAGAAUGUAUCAGUGGAGAAAGAGUUAGUUCAGACUCUACCUCAUCGAAUAUGGCAUCUUCUAAUACUUCAUUAGAACUUCAAGAAUUUGCCACACCUAGCUCAUGCAAGAAACUGUUUUGUGGCGGGCGUCUCUGCGCUAAAUGUCACAAGUGCCGUGAUUGGCAUUUUAGUGGUAAUCAGCAUACUUGGAAUUGGGUCUGUAAUUGGAAAAAUUGGAAUGAAGCGGAUAAAGAUCGUUGGUACGAUGACUAUGACAAACUUUUUUCCAAGCGCGAUAGUGCAACGUGUGAUGGUCGUUCUGCUUUUGAUGGCGGUGCUGGUUUGGGUAGUCUUUGUGGUGGUGAUGCUAGACUUGGCCGUACGAUUGCUGGUGCUGGUCUAGCUAGUGGCGGUCUCGGUCCUUCUGGAUUUGGUCGUGCUUUUGGGGGUUCUCUUAUUUUUAUUCGAGGUGAUGAUCUUGAUGGUCACUUAUGUUUGUGUGAGAAACAUUAG